This is a messenger RNA of Schistocerca americana (American grasshopper), 1366 nucleotides long. RefSeq lists its product as uncharacterized. The record is from RefSeq and is a predicted model, not a curated record. NCBI's taxonomy places the organism in Eukaryota, Metazoa, Arthropoda, Insecta, Orthoptera, Acrididae. The coding region runs from base 28 to 1041 and encodes 337 amino acids. The transcript has 4 exons.
CUGAGCGCAGGGACGCGGCUCACUACUAUGGAAUACAGGAUAGUGGGGUUCUUGUAUUUACUUUUCACCUUGGUGGAUUGUCAAGAGACGGUGGACUAUGGACUACUGGAGCCUAAUACUCUGGUACUGUCUCCGGAAGAUCAGAGUGCUGCCUUGUAUGACGGCAAUGGGGAAGAAGAUGCAAGUCUAACCGUGACCGUGCAAGGAGCAGGUUCCGAGACAGAUCCGGAGCAAUUCAGCGUGAGUGAAGCCGUCCCGGGAAAUGAAAUCGACAUCUACGUUACGCAGUCACCGCAGCCAGAUUUUGACCUUGCAGAUCUCGUCAACAGUCUGAUUCCGAUCUUGUAUGAAGCCAUCGUCGGGCCGCCACAGGAUUUUGGCUACAAUUGCGACGUGGCGAAAUUUGGUUCCACAGUCACCACUCCUCCGGCAGUACAGGGAUUUGGCGCCAUGUCCCAACCUUUAAAGCUCGAUAGUUACCAACUUAUGGACGAGUUGGAACAGUAUCAGAAGCUUGAAGACUUCUACAUGGCCCCACAGUUUUCUAACUUGGCAACUUACACUGAUCCACUCUCAAGUGUUCCACACUCUCAGGGUCUUGGCAUCACGACUGACCCUUACAUCCUCCACAGUGCUGAGCUUCUGGAUCAGGUGGAAGACUACCAGCGGCCCACAGGCUCAUUCGACAUCGCCACCCUGCUAAACAGCUUGUUGACGGGCACUAGCGGAGUGGCCAUUGCUCCUGCUAUACCCACUGCAUACAGUGCGCCACCGACCUAUGCAUGGCAACAGACAUACGGAGCUCCAUCUUUAUUAUUAGGCAAACUCUCGGGUUAUCCUCAAGUACGUGGCACUGGCGAGCUCGCCAAUCCUCCAAGGCCAUCGACAACAUCUGGUGGGCUCCAGACCUAUCCUGGCCAACAGCUGUAUAGAGCUCCAUUUCCACCACUUAUUACGACGAUGAGGUCUCCUCUAGUGGACCGCUUUUCUGCAGGAUUCCACAGUGCCGUUUCUACCACCGGGUGCCAGCGGCGUCAAUAAUAUGCCGAUUCCAGACCCAGGUAUGUCAGGUAAGACAGUGCCCGCACCCUUCCCGAUUGCGAGUAUACCAGUGGAUGGUUGCCUCUGCUUCCCACAGGGUGCUGGAGGCGGCGGCUUCUGCGCAACAGACGCUAUGGCCGCGACGCCGACCGCAGAAGAGGGAACAGCAUCGCCUGGUGCAACCGCUGAUAUGCUAAACCAACUCCUAUUGGGACAAGGAGCCAGUGGCACUCGAGGAGGGAUGAGGAAACCGUGUCUCUAUCGCUGAGCAGCUUGUGGCUACAGUUGAAUGACUUGCAAUAAAUUAAAUUUUUAUAUUUCAUGA